AUGGCUCUGCGCAAGAUCGGCUUCGUGGGCCUCGGCAACAUGGGCUACGGCAUGGCGCGCAACGUGGCCAGGACCGCGCUCGUGUCCGCCUUCGACGGCGACGUCGCCAUCGGCCCGAAGCUCGCGGCGGAGGUCGGCCAGGUCGAGGCCGCGGCGGACGUCGCCGGCGCCGCGCGCGGCGCCGACGCCGUCGUGACGUCGCUGCCGUCCAACGACGCCGUGCGCGCCGUCUACCUCGGGCCCGGCGGCGUGCUCGAGGCGCUCGCCGCGGGGAGCGCGUGCGUCGACACGUCGACGGUCGACCCGGCGGUGUCGCGCGAGGUCGCGGCGGCGGCCGCGGCGAAAAACAUCACCUUCCUCGACGCGCCCGUGAGCGGCGGCGUGCCCGCCGCGGACGCGGGCACGCUCACGUUCAUGGUCGGGGGCGACGCCGCGGACGUCGACGCCGCGCGGCCGCUCCUGGAAUCGAUGGGCGCGCGCGUGAUCCACUGCGGCGGCGUCGGCGCCGGCGGCGUCGCCAAGCUCUGCAACAAUCUGGUGCUGGCCAUCUCCAUGCUCGGCGUCUCCGAGGCGACGAACCUGGGCGACCGCCUCGGCGUCUCGCCCGCGGCGCUCAACGAGGUGUUGUCGACGUCGACGGCCCGCUGCUGGUCCUGCGACACGUACCACCCGGCGCCGGGCGUCACGGAGGCGUCGCCGGCGAACCGCGACUACGCCGGCGGCUUCGCGGCCAAGCUCAUGCGCAAGGACCUGGGCCUCGCGGCGGGCGCCGCCGCGCCCGUCGCCGCGGAGAUCCCCCUCGGCUCCGCGGCGCUGGCCUUCUACGACGCGCUCUGCGAGGGCGGCUACGCCGACAAGGACUUCUCCGUGGCGUUCAAGUACCUGCGCGAGAAAUGA
Aureococcus anophagefferens is the source of this 897-nucleotide messenger RNA. RefSeq lists its product as hypothetical. NCBI's taxonomy places the organism in Eukaryota, Pelagophyceae, Pelagomonadales, Pelagomonadaceae. The record is from RefSeq and is a predicted model, not a curated record. Gene Ontology annotation, molecular function: NADP binding; 3-hydroxyisobutyrate dehydrogenase activity; NAD binding. The transcript has a single exon. Bases 1 to 897 code for a protein of 298 amino acids.